AUGUACAUAAAAAAAUUCUCUUUUAUCAAUUUUAGGUUUGAUGAGGCACUGGGAGAUUUUAAGCAUGCUCUAAAUAAUUUACGAAGUAAUUCAGUGAUUGACUACACACAGUUGGGAUUGAGACACAGACUGUACACCUGGGAGGUUCUGUACAACUUGGCUGCAGUGUACAGCAGACUGGGCCAGUGGCUGGAGGCUCAGCAAACUCUGGAAGAUGCUUUACGAUUGAGGGCCAAAGGCACAAACACUGAACUGGACAGAGCACUGAGCAUGGUAAAAAGCAGUAAAACCUUUGAACCAAUUGAUGUGCCUGAAGGGAUUGUGUUCAGACCUCGCAAGCAUGAGGUAGAUGAGCUGAACUUGAAAGAUUUCCUGGGAACACCUAAGGUGGUCUCAUCCAUUGAUCCAAAUGACAGCUUCGCAGGAUUCAAGCCACUUUGCCCAUCGAAACUGGGGGAGCAAUUUGUCCGAGGAACAAGAGGGUAUCACCAGGUGCUGUUCAACUUUGUCCCGAAAACAGCAAGUGAGGUUGAAGCGAAAGCUGGGAGCAUUGUCUUUGUCUUGGAGAAUGGAGAAGACGGAUGGUCAACUGUUAUUGCGGACAAUAAGAAAGGGUUAAUUCCAACUACAUACCUGGAAGUGUGGGCUAGAAACAGAGGAAACAAGCUGAAGCAAGGGUCUGGAAAUGUUAUUCAGACCCCUCCCCACAUUCCAGCCAGCAGACAGACAGAAACUGAAGGAGAAACUCAUUCAAAGACUCUGUCAUCAGCAGCAGGAUCUUGGAAGGACUGCUCGCUUGCUGACUCCGUGAUAAUAAAAGUUCACUAUGAAUACACUCUAGCAACGAGGGUGAAGCCAGGAAUAUCGUACAGUGAAUUUGUGAACAUCUUCAAAUCCAAACUGGGCCGACAGUCAGGACAGAUACAGUUAAGUUACAAAGAGAAGGAGAAACAGGAAUUGGUGGAGAUUAGAGGAGAUGAAGAUUUAAACAAAGUGUGGAAUCAGAUUGUUGACAGACGCCUCACUCUGUGGUGCAAGUGCAAAGACCCUUUGUCUGGGCGUAAAGUUCUCUACCAAACACAGGCCCUCUAUGAUUAUAACGGACAUGGUGCUGAGGAUGUGGAGUUCAAUGAGGGCGAUAUCAUCGAUGUUCUGUCUGAGGUGAAUGAGGAGUGGCUGGAAGGACAUUCCAAUGGGAACAUUGGCAUCUUUCCCCGGUGUUUUGUCAGACCGAGGGGUUCAGCCAUAGUUGAAACCAGAAAGAUUGACCACUGUGAAGACUCUGUUCACAUGCAGGCUGUGGAAUAGAGAAGAAACGAAGUCAGAAUCUCUCUAGAGUGGAGACUGCGGGCUCAGCAUUUCCAAGAGUGCCCCCGUGUGUGGGUGGGAUCAAUGUUGGGUCUCAGGACUCAGGGGGAUAAACUGUCUUUGGAGGGGUCUUGAGAGAUGAUUCUGUCUCUGGCAUUAAAGAGCAAUUGAAAUUGUCA
Messenger RNA from Rhincodon typus (whale shark), 1487 nucleotides. RefSeq names its product neutrophil cytosol factor 2-like. The transcript is spliced from 12 exons. Gene Ontology annotation, biological process: superoxide anion generation. Lineage: Eukaryota; Metazoa; Chordata; Chondrichthyes; Orectolobiformes; Rhincodontidae. The record is from RefSeq and is a predicted model, not a curated record. The coding region runs from base 1 to 1308 and encodes 435 amino acids. Gene Ontology annotation, molecular function: protein binding; superoxide-generating NADPH oxidase activator activity.